This is a messenger RNA of Camponotus floridanus (Florida carpenter ant), 1134 nucleotides long. It is a transcript of the gene MSBP, whose product is annotated as membrane-associated progesterone receptor component 1. The record is from RefSeq and is a predicted model, not a curated record. Bases 373 to 1023 code for a protein of 216 amino acids. NCBI's taxonomy places the organism in Eukaryota, Metazoa, Arthropoda, Insecta, Hymenoptera, Formicidae. Gene Ontology annotation, cellular component: membrane; endomembrane system. The transcript has 3 exons.
CGUAGAACAGUGUAAAUCCUGUGGUGUGUAUUGCGCCUCGCGUAUGCGACUUUCAGACGCGACGUGCGAUUAUCGUCACGAGUCAUACGGGUCGAGUGGCGCCUACUCGACAUUAGUCCGCGAUUUCUCGCCGAUCGGGAGUUGCUGUCGUCGCUGCUUCCGUGUUAGACUCUAUUGAGAUUCCCGGUUGUCAUCGGCAACGUAUUCGAUAGCGUACGCGUUUACAUUUUACAUACGUGUAUAAUAUACAUCGAGAAGUCGGGAACACACCGUCAUUCGAUCGACGCGCGACCUCUCGUUGGCGUAACCUCUCGUCUUCCUCGGCGGCCUCUUCUCGCCCUUCUCGCUGGGACAGGUUUCGGUUUCGUCAAGAUGGCCGAGAAGAGCGGCUCGCCGGCCGCUGCGACCGCUGAGGAACAGCAGCCGCAGCAGUUUCUGUCGAACUUCAUCGCCGAGAUCGUCAAGAGCCCGGUGAACCUCGCCCUGGUGGGCCUGAUCGCCAUCCUCGUCUACAAGAUCGUCAAGAGUCGCACGAAGACCGAGGAACCGGUACAGGAGGUGAAGAAGCUGCCCAAGCUGCGACGCGAUUUCGCGAUCGAGGAACUGACCAAGUACGAUGGCAAAGGUCCGGAUGGCCGGAUACUGGUCGCCGUCAACGGCAGCGUUUACGACGUCACCAGAGGCUCCAAGUUUUACGGCCCUGGAGGACCAUAUGAAGCAUUUGGUGGUCGAGAUGCUAGCAGAGCACUAGCAAGGUUUGCGGUAGAUGCAGCGACAGAUAAAUAUGAUGACUUAAGCGAUUUGAAUACUACAGAAAUGAAUUCUAUCAAGGAAUGGGAAGAACAGUUUAAAGAGAGAUAUGAUUACGUUGGAAAAUUAUUAAAGCCUGGCGAAGCACCCACAAAUUAUUCAGACGAAGAAGACGAAGGUAGCCAACAAGAGACUGAAACAAAAUCGGAGAGUUUUGAAACAGAAACAAAAACAGAUCAUAGUAAGACUGAGGAAAAAUCAAAGAGCGAUUGACCACAUGAUUGUACAUUGGAGGCAGAACUUUUUCGGAAGCACAUUACGCACACACUGUUGUUACAGAAAUUUUUGAAAUUAUCGCUCAUGAAUAUAUUUCUGGACAUUCAA